ACCCCUUUGGUCGAACUGGUUGGGGGCAAACCAAAUACCCAUAGUCCUCUCCUCCUUUACCUUCCCCCGUUGUUGCGCCCGGUGCUUCCAUGGCGUCCCAUCUCCGGCCCGCCUCGUCGUGCCCCUCCUUUCGCCUCCCCUCCUCCACAGCCUCUGCACCUCCGCCGAGCCUCCUUUCCAGGCGGCAAAAGGCACCUCCCGCCCCACCCACGCCCCACGCCCCUCCUUCCCGGCCCCGCGUCGCCGCCGCCGCGGCCUACGGAGGCGCCCAGCUGCUGGGUCCCGUCGACACGCAGACAUUCAUCAUCGCCGCCUCCGUCGUUACCGCGGUUUCCUUGUCCCUCGUCCUCGGCCUCAAGGGGGACCCCGUUCCGUGCGACCGGUGUGCUGGAAACGGAGGCACAAAGUGCGUCUUCUGCAAUGACGGCAAGAUGAAGGCGGAUAACGGGGUGGUUGAAUGCAGGGUAUGCAGAGGAGCAGGGCUGAUACUCUGCAAGAAGUGCUCAGGUUCUGGUUACUCUAAGCGCUUGUAGCCCCAGCCCCAGCUACAGAACAUCAUGUGCAUUUGUCAACCGGGCAAGUUGCGAGUUUAUGUGUGGGCGCUGUACAGAUAAAUGGAGGACUCUCUCCAUUGCCGAACUGUUUAGAUAGAUAUGAGUAUAUACGAUGGCGAUGAUGUAUUAGAAUAUGCAGAAUUGUAUGUUUCGCCCUGUCCAUGUAUACCCGUCCUUAAUCUUCUGAUAAGAUAUAGUACGUACGAUGGCUCCACGUCCCCUGUUUAGUUCAUGUUUUUAUACUAUGUACCAAAACUGAUGUUACCAGUCAGAUUUAUCAAUGUUGCAACUUUUGCAGCCCUAA
Molecule: messenger RNA, 858 nt
Organism: Aegilops tauschii subsp. strangulata
Lineage: Eukaryota; Viridiplantae; Streptophyta; Magnoliopsida; Poales; Poaceae
Product: protein BUNDLE SHEATH DEFECTIVE 2, chloroplastic
Source: RefSeq, a predicted model, not a curated record